Messenger RNA from Trichobilharzia regenti, 591 nucleotides. The record is from the annotation of a GenBank genome assembly. NCBI's taxonomy places the organism in Eukaryota, Metazoa, Platyhelminthes, Trematoda, Strigeidida, Schistosomatidae.
AUGUUUCCACCGAAUGAUCCAGUCCAACUGACAGAAGAAGAUUUAACCACGCUUAAAAAGUGUAGACAAUUAUCAUUUUGGCGAGGUAGUGUACCGUUUACAAUUGGUGCUGGUUUAGCUGUUACAGUCGCUGAUAGAUAUGGUUUCUUUACAAAACGUAGAAUGCUUCGAAUCCCGUGUUAUGUGAUCAGUAUGACUGUUGGUUAUUUUCUUGGCAAAGUCAGUUAUAUUGGUGAAUGUAAACGUAUGUUUCUUCAACUGAACGAUAGUCGUAUUAAGGAUCAAAUUCUCAGAGUAGAACAAUUCACUCAAUCUGGUGGAACAUUUCAACCAACUCCCGAUUCACCUAUUAUUGUAAAUACACCUGUAGAAAAACAUCCACCAAUGAGUUAUGCCCAACGUAGAGAAUAUUAUCGUCAUCAUCCUGAACAAUCAGGAUCAUCACCUUCAUAUUCAAAUUCUAAACCACCAGAGAUGGGAAUUGAUGAAAGUAAACAACAAUCGGAAACAAAAUCAAAUCUUCAGUAUUUCGAUAAAGACAGACCAAUUAGUUCAUUCUACUAUGAUGAUGACUAUCGACCUAAAGAAUAA